Messenger RNA from Acipenser ruthenus (sterlet), 14839 nucleotides. Its product is annotated as titin-like. The transcript is spliced from 54 exons. Gene Ontology annotation, biological process: cell surface receptor signaling pathway. Gene Ontology annotation, molecular function: transmembrane signaling receptor activity. Lineage: Eukaryota; Metazoa; Chordata; Actinopteri; Acipenseriformes; Acipenseridae. The record is from RefSeq and is a predicted model, not a curated record. The coding region runs from base 1 to 11577 and encodes 3858 amino acids.
AUGCCCCAGCAACAGCGGGCGCCCUCUCGACCAAUCAGCUGCCAGCGCAACCCGCAGCGCGAGGCAGGUGUUCAACGUUUCUUCACAGGACGGGAGAUCUUUCUUCACGACGAGAAGCAGCUUUCUGAGAGGCGACGCAUUCCACGCUGCGGCUCAAACAAGUCUCUAACAAACAAAUCAAGGCCAAAUUUAAAAGGUCUCCUGGCAACAACUCCAACUCAUGUUACCUCUCCUACCGCUGGCAAGCCAAAGCCUGUCCUGACCCAGAAGCCUGCAGGAGAGAUAUCUGAAGGAUACACAGUGACUCUGAGCUGUGUGGUUGAGGGGGACUCUGAUGGCUGGAGAUAUCUCUGGUACAAAGACAGUCAGGGAACUCCAGCACCCCAGACUGACAGCAGCAGUGGAACUGGAGCCGGAUACACAAUCAGUCCUGCUGCUCUGUCCCACAGUGGAGAGUACUGGUGUCGAGCUGAAAGAGGGAGCAAACCAUUUGACUCAGACUACAGCAGUGCUGUCAGUGUACAAGUAUCAGAGUUGUUUACCAGCCCUGCUCUGACAGUGAUGCCUGGUGUCUCAGUGUGGGAGGGAGAGACUGUGACUCUAAAAUGUGGGGUUAAGACAAAUAAACAGGGUGCACUGCUGCAGUACCGCUAUAGCAAAGAAAAUCGGAAUGUGAGAGAAGCUAGAUCACGGAAUCCAUACUCAAUCCCAGCGGCAGAGCUGAGCGACACAGGGAGCUACCAGUGUGAGGUGGAGGCAGCAGGGACGGGGGUGAAGAAAAAGAGUGAUUCUGUGUCACUGACUGUGAAAGAGUUGUUUACCAGCCCUGCUCUGACAGUGAUGCCUGGUGUCUCAGUGUGGGAGGGAGAGACUGUGACUCUAAAAUGUGGGGUUAAGACAAAUAAACAGGGUGCACUGCUGCAGUACCGCUAUAGCAAAGAAAAUCGGAAUGUGAGAGAAGCUAGAUCACGGAAUCCAUACUCAAUCCCAGCGGCAGAGCUGAGCGACACAGGGAGCUACCAGUGUGAGGUGGAGGCAGCAGGGACGGGGGUGAAGAAAAAGAGUGAUUCUGUGUCACUGACUGUGAAAGAGUUGUUUACCAGCCCUGCUCUGACAGUGAUGCCUGGUGUCUCAGUGUGGGAGGGAGAGACUGUGACUCUAAAAUGUGGGGUUAAGACAAAUAAACAGGGUGCACUGCUGCAGUACCGCUAUAGCAAAGAAAAUCGGAAUGUGAGAGAAGCUAGAUCACGGAAUCCAUACUCAAUCCCAGCGGCAGAGCUGAGCGACACAGGGAGCUACCAGUGUGAGGUGGAGGCAGCAGGGACGGGGGUGAAGAAAAAGAGUGAUUCUGUGUCACUGACUGUGAAAGAGUUGUUUACCAGCCCUGCUCUGACAGUGAAGCCUCGUGCCUCAGUGUGGGAGGGAGAGACUGUGACUCUGCAGUGUGGGGCUCAGAUAUAUAAACAGGGCACACAACUACAGUACCGCUAUAUCAAAGACAAUGGGGAUCUGAGUGGAGCUCGAUCACGGGAUCCAUACUCAAUCCCAGCGGCAGAGCUGAGAGACACAGGGAGCUACCAGUGUGAGGUGCAGGCAGCAGGGACGGGGCUGAAGAAAAGGAGUGAUUAUGUGUGGCUUUCUGUGAAAGAGCUGUUUACCACACCCAGUCUGACAUUCACCCCUGUGAGUCCAGUGUGGGAGGGAGAGGCUGUGACUCUGCAGUGUGGGGCUCAGAUAUAUAAACAGGGCACACAGCUGCAGUACCGCUAUAUCAAAGACAAUGGGAAUCUGAGUGGAGCUGGAUCACAGGAUCAGUACUCAAUCCCAGUGGCAGGGCUGAGAGACACAGGGAGCUACCAGUGUGAGGUGGAGGCAGCAGGGACGGGGCUGAAGAAAAAGAGUGAUUCUGUGUCACUGACUGUGAAAGAGCUGCCCCAGCCUACAAUCACCCUGAAGCCUCCAUUCCCAGAGAUAUUCACCGGGGAGACAGUCACUCUGAGGUGUGGGGUUGAGGGGGGUUCUGCUGGCUGGAAAUAUCUCUGGUACAAAGACAAUGAGGACACUCCAGUGCUCCAGACUGCUGGACGCAGUAUAACUGGUGACAGCUACACAAUCACUGCAGCCGCUGUAUCUGACCAGGGCCAGUACUGGUGUCGAGGACAGAGAGGAGAUCAGCCACUCUACUCACAGCUCAGCGAUCCAGAGAUAUUAAAUAUAACUGAUGUUCGUCCCAAGGCUGUCCUGACCCUGCAUCCUGCCUGGACACAGAUAUUCACAGGAGAGACAGUCACCCUGAGCUGUGAGGUGGGGGGCUCUGCUGGCUGGGGGUUUAAACAGUACAGAGAUGGACGUGAAGAGGCAGGGUGCAGUGAUCAAUACAGGAGGAGAGAUGGGGACAGCUGCACAAUCAGUAACGCUCAGCAUUACCACAGUGGAGUGUACUGGUGUGAGUCUACAUCAGGACAGGAGCGCAGUAAUGCUGUCACCUUAACUGUGUCCAAUGAAUGGGUGAUCCUGCAGACUCCCCCCCAGCCUGUGAUUGAGGGAGAUGCUCUGACUCUGAGGUGUCGUGUCCGCUAUAAUUAUCAUAUUACCAAGGUUGUCUUUUAUAAAGAUAAUAAAGAGUUACAGUCCCAGGCUGACACAGAGCUGAGUGUGAAUCGUGUUUCAAAGAGUGACGAGGGGUCCUACAAGUGCAGAGCGCGGUGGUGGAGCUCCUACCAUUACUCUGAGGGAUAUGCAGAGGUGCGGGUGUCAGUGAGAGGGCUGCCCCAGACUACACUCACCCUGGAGCCUCCAUUCCCAGAGAUAUUCACCGGGGACACAUUCACUUUGAGGUGUGGGGUUAAGGGGGGUUCUGCUGGCUGGAAAUAUCUCUGGUACAAAGACAGUGAGGUCACUCCAAUGCUCCAGACUGCUGGCCGCAGUAUAACUGGUGACAGCUACACAAUCACUGCAGCUGCUGUAUCUGACCAGGGCCAGUACUGCUGUCGAGGACAAAGAGGAGAUCAGCCACUCUACUCACAGCUCAGUGAUAAAGUAAUAUUAACUGUGUCUGAGUUGUUUACCAGCCCUGCUCUGACAGUGAUACCUGAUGCCUCAGUGUGGGAGGGAGAGACUGUGACUCUGCAGUGUGGGGCUCAGAUAAAUAAACAAGGCACCCAGCUGCAGUACCACUAUAUCAAAGACAACGGGAAUCUGAGAGGAGCUGGAUCACGGGAUCCAUACUCAAUCCCAGCGGCACAGCUGAGAGACACAGGGAGCUACCAGUGUGAAGUGGAGGCAGCAGGGACUGGGGUGAAGAAAAUCAGUGAUUCUGUGUCACUGACUGUGAAAGAACGACCCCAGGCUGUCCUGACCCAGGAGCCUGCAUGGACACAGAUAUACGAAUCAGAGAGCGUGACACUGAGAUGUGAGGUUCAGGGGGAUUACACUGACUGGAGAUUCACAUGGUACAAAGCUAGGAGGAAUGCUCCAGUAACCCAGUAUUACUACAGCAGGAUAGAUGACAAAUAUACAAUUAGCUCUGCUACUCAAUACCACAGUGGAGAAUAUACCUGUAAAGGUGAAAGGACAGAUAACCCAUCGUACUCUAAAACAAGCAAUGCUCUUACACUGAGAGUAUCAGAACGACCCCAGGCUGUCCUGACCCAGGAGCCUGCAUGGACACAGAUAUACGAAUCAGAGAGAGUGACACUGAGAUGUCAGAUUCCGGGGGAUUACACUGACUGGAGAUUCACAUGGUACAAAGCUAGGAGGAAUGCUCCAGUAACCCAGGAUUCCUACAGCAGUAUAGAUGGUGACAGAUACACAAUUAGCUAUGCUACUAGAGACCACAGUGGAGAAUAUACCUGUAAAGGUGAAAGGACAGGUAACCCAUCGUACUCUAAAACAAGCGAUGCUCUUACACUGAGAGUAUCAGAACGACCCCAGGCUGUCCUGACCCAGGAGCCUGCAUGGACACAGAUAUACAAAUCAGAGAGAGUCACACUGAGAUGUCAGGUUCAGGGGGAUUACACUGGCUGGAGAUUCUCAUGGUACAAAGCUAGGAGGAAUGCUCCAGUAACCCAGGAUUCCUACAGCAGUAUAGAUGGUGACAGAUACACAAUUAGCUAUGCUACUAAAGACCACAGUGGAGAAUAUACCUGUAAAGGUGAAAGGACAGGUAACCCAUCGUACUCUAAAACAAGCGAUGGUCUUACACUGAGAGUAUCAGCUGGAAAGCCAAAGUCUGUCCUGACCCAGGAGCCUGCAGGAGAGAUAUCUGAAGGAGACAAAGUCACUCUGAGCUGUGUGGUUGAGGGGGGCUCUGGUGGCUGGAGAUAUCUCUGGUACAAAGGCAGUCAGUACAGCACUCCAUUGCACCAGACUGACAGCAGCAGUGGAACUGGAGCCGGAUACACAAUCAGUCCUGCUGCUCUGUCCCACAGCGGAUAUUACCUGUGUCGAGCUGAAAGAGGGAGCAACCCAUUUAACUCAGACUACAGCAGUGCUGUCAAGAUACAAGUAUCAGAACGACCAAAGGCUGUCCUGACCCAGGAGCCUGCAUGGACACAGAUAUUCAAAUCAGAGAGCGUUACACUGAGAUGUGAGGUUCAGGGGGAUUACACUGACUGGAGAUUCACAUGGUACAAAGAUGGGAGGAAUGCUCCAGUAACCCAGAAUUCCUACAGCAGUAUAGAUGGUGACAGAUACACAAUUAGCUCUGCUACUAAAGGCCACAGUGGAGAAUAUACCUGUAAAGGUGAAAGGACAGGUAACCCAUCGUACUCUAAAACAAGCGAUGCUCUUACACUGAGAGUAUCAGCUGGCAAGCCAAAGCCUGUCCUGACCCAGGAGCCUGCAGGAGAGAUAUUUGAAGGAGACACAGUGACUCUGAGCUGUGUGGUUGAGGGGGGCUCUGAUGGCUGGAGAUAUCUCUGGUACAAAGACAAGCAGUACAGCACUCCAGUGUACCAGACUAACAGCAGCAGUGGAACUGGAGCCGGAUACACAAUCAGUGCUGCUACUCUGUCCCACAGUGGAGAGUACUGGUGUCGAGCUGAAAGAGGGAGAAACCCAUUUAACUCAGACUACAGCAAUGCUGUCAAUAUACAAGUAUCAGAGGUUCAUCCCAAGGCUGUCCUGACCCUGCAUCCUGCCUGGACACAGAUAUUCCCAGCAGAUACAGUCACCCUGAGGUGUGAGGUGGAGGGGGGAUCUGCUGGCUGGGGGUUUAAACAGUACAGAGAUGGACGUGAAGAGGCAGGGUGCAGUGAUCAAUACAGCAGGAGAUAUGGGGACAGCUGCACAAUCAGUACCGCUCAGUAUAACCACAGUGGAGUGUACUGGUGUGAGUCUGCAUCAGGACAGGAGCGCAGUAAUGCUGUCAACCUAACUGUGUCCAAUGAAGACGUGAUCCUGCAGACGCCCCCCCAGCCUGUGAUUGAGGGAGACUCUCUGACUCUGAGGUGUCGUGUCCGCACAAAUUAUACAUUUACCAGGAUUGUCUUUUUUAAAGAUAAUGAAGAGAUUCAGUCCCAGAAUAACACAGAGCUGAGUGUGGAUCGUGUUUCAAAGAGUGACGAGGGGUCCUACAAGUGCAGAGCGAUGUGGAACUCCUCAACUUACUCUGGUGACUCUGCAGAGGUGCGGGUGUCAGUGAGAGAGCUGUUCUCCUGGGUGACUCUGACAGCCUCUCCAGGAGCCACAGUGAAGGAGGGAGAGGCUCUUAACCUGACCUGUGAGGCAGCAGUGAACAAAACCCCCCGCCCUCAACUCCACUACACCAUUGUGAGAGACGGGGAGCCUGUGACUAACAGCACUGACUCUGCACUGUACAGCAUAGCCAGCACUGAGAAGAGCCACACUGGGAGCUACACGUGUGCUGUGGAGUCACAGGGAGUGAAGAAGAGCAGCCAGGAGCUACACAUUGAAGUGGAAAUGCUGACCACAGUGGCGUGCUUUGGACAGGAAACAGAUAAACGUGAUGGCAAGAAUGGGGCAGAAGAUGCACAACAUCAGGCUGAUGGCAUUAAUGGGAAGCAAGAUGAGGAACAUCGGGAUCUCCCGGCAACAACAACUUCCCCUCCUACCACUGGCAAGCCAAAGCCUGUCCUGACCCGGAAGCCUGCAGGAGAGAUAUCUGAAGGAUACACAGUGACUCUGAGCUGUGUGGUUGAGGGGGACUCUGAUGGCUGGAGAUAUCUCUGGUACAAAGACAGUCAGGGAACUCUAGCACCCCAGACUGACAGCAGCAGUGGAACUGGAGCCGGAUACACAAUCAGUCCUGCUGCUCUGUCCCACAGUGGAGAGUACUGGUGUCGAGCUGAAAGAGGGAGCAAACCAUUUGACUCAGACUACAGCAGUGCUGUCAGUGUACAAGUAUCAGAGUUGUUUACCAGCCCUGCUCUGACAGUGAUGCCUGAUGCCUCAGUGUGGGAGGGAGAGACUGUGACUCUGCAGUGUGGGGCUCAGAUAAAUAAACAGGGCACCCAGCUGCAGUACCACUAUAUCAAAGACAACGGGAAUCUGAGAGGAGCUGGAUCACGGGAUCCAUACUCAAUCCCAGCGGCACAGCUGAGAGACACAGGGAGCUACCAGUGUGAAGUGGAGGCAGCAGGGACUGGGGUGAAGAAAAUGAGUGAUAUUGUGUCACUGACUGUGAAAGAGCUGCCAAAGGCUGUGCUGACCAGCAGUCCUCAAUGGAGAAACCUGUACACUGGAGAGACUGUCACCCUGAGCUGUGGGGUUGAGGGGAGUUUCACUGGCUGGGAAUAUCUCUGGUACAAGAGCAGUCAGAGAGGCACAGAGAAGAUCAGAGGCACCACUGGAGCCAGAUACACACUCAGCCCUGUCACUCAGUCCCAUAGUGGAGAGUACCAGUGUGAGGCACAAAGAGGAGAUCGACCACGUUCCUCUCAGGGCAGUGAUUCUGUUACACUGACUGUGUCAGAGCUGCCAAAGGCUGUGCUGACCAGCAGUCCUCAAUGGAGAAACCUGUACACUGGAGAGACUGUCACCCUGAGCUGUGGGGUUGAGGGGAGUUUCACUGGCUGGGAAUAUCUCUGGUACAAGAGCAGUCAGAGAGGCACAGAGAAGAUCAGAGGCACCACUGGAGCCAGAUACACACUCAGCCCUGUCACUCAGUCCCAUAGUGGACAGUACCAGUGUGAGGCACAAAGAGGAGAUCGACCACGUUCCUCUCAGGGCAGUGAUUCUGUUACACUGACUGUGUCAGAGCUGCCAAAGGCUGUGCUGACCAGCAGUCCUCAAUGGAGAAACCUGUACACUGGAGAGACUGUCACCCUGAGCUGUGGGGUUGAGGGGAGUUUCACUGGCUGGGAAUAUCUCUGGUACAAGAGCAGUCAGAGAGGCACAGAGAAGAUCAGAGGCACCACUGGAGCCAGAUACACACUCAGCCCUGUCACUCAGUCCCAUAGUGGACAGUACCAGUGUGAGGCACAAAGAGGAGAUCGACCACGUUCCUCUCAGGGCAGUGAUUCUGUUACACUGACUGUGUCAGAGCUGCCAAAGGUUGUGCUGACCAGCAGUCCUCAAUGGAGAAACCUGUACACUGGAGAGACUGUCACCCUGAAAUGUGGGGUUCAGGGGAGUUUCACUGGAUGGCGAUAUCUCUGGUACAAGAGCAGUCAGGGAGGCACAGUGAAGAUUAGAGACACCACUGGAGCCAGUUUCACACUCAGCCCUGUCACUCAGUCUCAUAGUGGACAGUAUCUGUGUGAGGCACAAAGAGGAGAUCGACCACGUUCCUCUCAGCGCAGUGAUUCUGUUACACUGACUGUGUCUGCUGGCAAGCCAAAGCCUGUCCUGAACCGGGAGCCUGCAAGAGAGAUAUUUGAAGGAGACACAGUGACUCUGAGCUGUGUGGUUGAGGGGGGCUCUGAUGGCUGGAGAUAUCUCUGGCACAAAGGCAGUCAGUACAGCACUCCAGUGUACCAGACUGACAGCAGCAGUGGAACUGGAGCCGGAUACACAAUCAGUGCUGCUGCUCUGUCCCACAGUGGAGAGUACUGGUGUCGAGCUGGACGGAGCAGGAACACGUUUUACUCACAAUACAGCAGUGCUGUCAAUAUACAAGUAUCAGAACAACCCCAGGCUGUCCUGACCCAGGAGCCUGCAUGGACACAGAUAUACAAAUCAGAGAGCGUGACACUGAGAUGUCAGGUUCAGGGGGAUUACACUGACUGGAGAUUCACAUGGUACAAAGCUGGGAGGAAUGCUCCAGUAACCCAGGAUUCCUACAGCAGUAUAGAUGGCGACAGCUACACAAUUAGCUCUGCUACUAGAGACCACAGUGGGGAAUAUACCUGUAAAGGUGAAAGGACAGGUAACCCAUCGUACUCUAAAACAAGCGAUGCUCUUACACUGAGAGUAUCAGCUAGCAAGCCAAAGCCUGUCCUGACCCGGGAGCCUGCAGGAGAGAUAUUUGAAGGAGACACAGUCACCCUGAGCUGUGUGGUUGAGGGGGGCUCUGAUGGCUGGAGAUAUCUCUGGUACAAAGACAGGCAGGGAGCUCCAGUGUACCAGACUGACAGCAGCAGUGGAACUGGAGUCGGAUACACAAUCAGUGCUGCUGCUCUAUCCCAGAGUACCGGUGGAGAGUACCGGUGUCUAGCUGGACGGGGUAGCAAACCGUUUAACUCAGACUACAGCAAUGCUGUCAAGAUAAAAGUUUCAGAGCUGUUCAGCACACCCACUCUGACAGUGACGCCUCAUGCCUCAGUGUGGGAGGGAGAGGCUGUGACUCUGCAGUGUGGGGCUCAGAUAAAUAAACAGGGUACACAACUGCAGAACCGCUAUAUCACAGUCAAUGGAGAUCAGAGAGGAGCUGGAUCACAGGAUCAGUACUCAAUCCCAGCGGCAGGGCUGAGAGACACAGGGAGCUACCAGUGUGAGGUGGAGGCAGCAGGGACGGGGGUGAAGAAAAGAAGUGAUUCUGUGUGGCUUUCUGUGAGAGCUGGCAAGCCAAAGCCUGUCCUGACCCGGGAGCCUGCAAGAGAGAUAUUUGAAGGAGACACAGUGACUCUGAGCUGUGUGGUUGAGGGGAGCUCUGAUGGCUGGAGAUAUCUCUGGUACAAAGACAGGCAGUACAGCACUCCAGUGUACCAGACUGACAGCAGCAGUGGAACUGGAGCCGGAUACACAAUCAGUGCUGCUGCUCUGUCCCACAGUGGAGAGUACUGGUGUCGAGCUGGACGGGGGAGCAAUCCGUUUUACUCAGAAUACAGCAAUGCUGUCAAGAUACAAGUAUCAGAACGACCCCAGGCUGUCCUGACCCAGGAGCCUGCAUGGACACAGAUAUACGAAUCAGAGAGAGUUACACUGAGAUGUGAGGUUCAGGGGGAUUACACUGACUGGAGAUUCACAUGGUACAAAGCUGGGAGGAAUGCUCCAGUAACCCAGGAUUACUACAGCAGGAUAGCUCGUGACAGAUACACAAUUAGCUCUGCUGCUCAAUACCACAGUGGGGAAUAUACCUGUCAAGGUGUAAGGACAGGUAACCCAUCGUACUCUACAAUCAGCAAUAGUCUUACACUGAGAGUAUCAGCUGGCAAGCCAAAGCCUGUCCUGACCCGGGAGCCUGCAGGAGAGAUAUUUGAAGGAGACACAGUGACUCUGAGCUGUGUGGUUGAGGGGGGCUCUGAUGGCUGGAGAUAUCUCUGGUACAAAGACAGUCUGAGAACUUCAGCACCCCAGACUGACAGCAGCAGUGGAACUGGAGCCAGAUACACAAUCAGUGCUGCUGCUCUGUCCCACAGUGGAGAGUACUGCUGUCGAGCUGGAAGGGGGAGCAAACCGUUUAACUCAGACUACAGCAAAGGUGUGAAGAUAAAAGUUUCAGGGCUACCCCAGACUACACUCACCCUGGAGCCUCCAUUCCCAGAGAUAUGCACUGGGGAGACAGUCACUCUGAGGUGUGGGGUUAAGGGAGGUUCUGCUGGCUGGAAAUAUCUCUGGUACAAAGACAGUGAGGACACUCCAGUGCUCCAGACUGCUGUCCGCAGUAUAACUGGUGACAGCUACACAAUCACUGCAGCUGCUGUAUCUGACCAGGGCCAGUACUGCUGUCGAGGACAAAGAGGAGAUCAGCCACUCUACUCACAGCUCAGUGAUAAAGUAAUAUUAACUGUGUCUGAGGUUCGUCCCAAGGCUGUCCUGACCCUGCAGCCUGCCUGGGCACAGAUAUUCACAGGAGAGACAGUCACCCUGAGGUGUGAGGUGGAGGGGUGCUCUGCUGGCUGGAGGUUUAAACAGUACAGAGAUGGACGUGAAGAGGCAUGGUGCAGUGAUCAAUACAGCAGGAGAGAUGGGCACAGCUGUACAAUCAGUAACGCUCAGAAUUCCCACAGUGGAGUGUACUGGUGUGAGUCUGGACAGGAGCGCAGUAAUGCUGUCAACCUAGCUGUGUCCAAUGAGCGAGUGAUCCUGCAGACUCCCCCCCAGCCUGUGUUUGAGGGAGAUGCUCUGACUCUGAAGUGUCGUGACCGCUAUAAUUAUCAUAUUACCACGGUUGCAUUUUAUAAAGAUAAUAAAGAGUUACAGUCCCAGGCUGACACAGAGCUGAGUGCGAAUCGUGUUUCAAAGAGUGAUGAGGGGUCCUACAAGUGCAGAGCGUGGUGGUGGAGCACCUACCUGGGUGACUCUGCAGAGGUGCAGGUGUCAGUGAGAGAGCUGUUCUCCAGGGUGACUCUGACAGCUUCUCCAGGAGCCACAGUGAAGGAGGGAGGGGCUCUUAACCUGACCUGUGAGGCAGCAGUGAACAAAACCCCCCGCCCUCAACUCCACUACACCAUUGUGAGAGACGGGGAUCCUGUGACUAACAGCACUGACUCUGCACUGUACAGCAUAGCCAGCACUGAGAAGAGCCACACUGGGAGCUACACGUGUGCUGUGGAGUCACAGGGAGUGAGGAAGAGCAGCCAGGAGCUACACAUUGAAGUGCAAAAGUCCUGGUUGUGGAUCAUUGGACCUCUCAGUGGCUCGCUUGUUUUGAUAAUUCUUAUUGUGGUCACAAUAUUGCUGUUCUACCGAUACAAGACCAAAGGUUUUCUGUUCAUUGCUGCCAAAUCAAGGAGCCCUGCAGAUCAGACUCCUGCACAGCUCUCGAGGGGAAUGGAGCUGUCUGGAUUUGGACAACAGCCUGGUAACUCCACAGCAUCCAACCUAGAGAGUGUAUACACAGAAGUGAAGCCGUAUCAACAGAACAAAGCUGUGCAUGUCACUGACACCCCCUCAACAUCAAAUGGUGAUGACAUCCUUUACUCUGUGAUUGACUUAAAGAACACAAAACCAGCUAAACCCAGAUCAAAACAAGACUGUGACGUCCUGUACUCUACUGUCCUUGUCAAGAAACCAGAAGAUAACCCCAGUGCUGCAGACAACAGUGACGUCCUUUAUUCAGAGCUCGACAUGAAGAAUGUGAACAAGAAGAAGAAGAAGGGUAAAACCCUGGCAGGUAACCAACCUGAGGUUUUGUACUCUGAGAUCAACCAAGCAAAGCCCUCAGGCAAACCAGCAGCAGAUAAUGCAGAGCCCAUGUAUGCCGCAGUCCUCCCAAAGAAGAAAAGGAAGUAAAGGAUGAGGGUCCCCAGGGAUGAGAGCCAGCCUGAAUCCAGAGACACUGAGAAGGAGUGCAUGUCAGAGAUCACAGUCCCUCCUGAACUUAGAGAAGAUCCCUGGGAUUCAGGCCUGUUCCUGGCUACUGAAUUGGUUUGUUGAUUUAGGACAGAGUUACUGGGCCAUUCUACAGAUAAGAAAAACAUUGUGCUUUUACUCUACAAACACAUUAUAUUUGUUAACAACAAUACAUACAAAUUAUAUAGGUAUUAUAAACACAGUUGUCAGUAAUAUUUUGGAACAUUUAAUUGAAGCUUUAAAUAUAAUUAACAUAAUAAUAUAUAAAUGCAUAUGAUACAAGACAUGCAUACGGUAUAUACAGUGCUGCCCUUUAUAAUACUGUAGUUGGGAGCCACAAUUUGUGUUCCGCCUUAUAGCCAGAGCACAGGUAGUACUGUAAUGGCAUUAUGGGGCAAAUAGGAGCCACGACCAUACCACUUUAUAACCUGUUCCGUGGUGUACCACAGAAUAACUAUAACAACCAUCUUAUAGUGAGGGAGCACAGUGUUAUUUAAAAUAGUCAUGGCAAAGAAAAUAAUAACAAUAACUAAAUAUAGAUGUAUUUAUUUUUCAAAUAGGGUGAUAUUUUGUUCUGCAUCUAUUGAAUGGCCCAGCUAACCUUGUGGUCCAGUGUAAAAACAAGAUAUAAAAAAAACAACUUGGAGCUCUUAAUAUAACAAUUGACUUUUUUUUUCUUUGUUUUUGUUGUUUUUAAAUAUAUUUUGUGUAAAAAAACAAUCUUUGAACUGGAGAAAAUGUUCAGUGUAUGUUGUUGAAUUUGUUUUAUUUGCUUUGCUGACUUGGAUCUGUACAUUUCCAAGUGUAUAAACUGCUGCAGGCAAUCCGGGUUGCAAUGAAAUAUAAUAGUAACAAGGCAAAUAGGAUAUACACACCUUAUACAAGUUUAGAUUAUCCAAACCCACAUAGGAUAUAUUUAAGUGAUAAGUACAGGAACCAUCAAGUAAAAGUGACUGUAAAACUAAAAGAAAGCAAAGCAGAUAGACAAACAUUUCAGAUGAUGCCUUUCAGUGUUGUAAAGCAUUAGCCAUGUCUGAUCCACAUGACGACAUCACAGAACUGUUGUUACGACUUUCCUUUUGGUGUGAUGAUGUUCCCCUCUAGAUAGAUCCUGUUUGCUUGUUCUUUUGGUGUGAUGAUGUUCCCCUCUAGAUAUAUCCUGUUUGCUUGUUCUUUUGGUGUGAUGAUGUUCCCCUCUAGAUAUAUCCUGUUUGCUUGUUCUUUUGGUGUGAUGAUGUUCCCCUCUAGAUAUAUCCUGUUUGCUUGUUCUUUUGGUGUGAUGAUGUUCCCCUCUAGAUAUAUCCUGUUUGCUUGUUCUUUUGGUGUGAUGAUGUUCCCCUCUAGAUAUAUCCUGUUUGCUUGUUCUUUUGGUGUGAUGAUGUUCCCCUCUAGAUAUAUCCUGUUUGCUUGUUCUUUUGGUGUGAUGAUGUUCCUCUCUAGAUAUAUCCUGUUUGCUUGUUCUUUUGGUGUGAUGAUGUUCCCCUCUAGAUAGAUCCUGUUUGCUUGUUCUUUUGGUGUGAUGAUGUUCCCCUCUAGAUAGAUCCUGUUUGCUUGUUCUUUUGGUGUGAUGAUGUUCCCCUCUAGAUAUAUCCUGUUUGCUUGUUCUUUUGGUGUGAUGAUGUUAUCCUCUAGAUAGAUCCUGUUUGCUUGUUCUUUUGGUGUGAUGAUGUUCCCCUCUAGAUAGAUCCUGUUUGCUUGUUCUUUUGGUGUGAUGAUGUUGCCCUCUAGAUAGAUCCUGUUUGCUUGUUCUUUUGGUGUGAUGAUGUUGCCCUCUAGAUAGAUCCUGUUUGCUUGUUCUUUUGGUGUGAUGAUGUUCCCCUCUAGAUAUAUCCUGUUUGCUUGUUCUUUUGGUGUGAUGAUGUUAUCCUCUAGAUAGAUCCUGUUUGCUUGUUCUUUUGGUGUGAUGAUGUUCCCCUCUAGAUAGAUCCUGUUUGCUUGUUCUUUUGGUGUGAUGAUGUUGCCCUCUAGAUAGAUCCUGUUUGCUUGUUCUUUUGGUGUGAUGAUGUUGCCCUCUAGAUAUAUCCUGUUUGCUUGUUCUUUUGGUGUGAUGAUGUUCCCCUCUAGAUAGAUCCUGUUUGCUUGUUCUUUUGGUGUGAUGAUGUUCCCCUCUAGAUAGAUCCUGUUUGCUUGUUCUUUUGGUGUGAUGAUGUUCCCCUCUAGAUAUAUCCUGUUUGCUUGUUCUUUUGGUGUGAUGAUGGUCUCCUCUAGAUAUAUCCUGUUUGCUUGUUCUUUUGGUGUGAUGUUCCCCUCUAGAUAUAUCCUGUUUGCUUGUUCUUUUGGUGUGAUGAUGUUCCCCUCUAGAUAUAUCCUGUUUGCUUGUUGUCUUCUCCUUUACAGUACUAGAGUGUUAUAUUCAUUCCGGAUUUCAGUCUCCCAUAAUCCCUUGAGUGUUGUUAAUAAACAUCACAACAACUUCUGUGCAGGGACCAAAAAGCUCCAGUGAAAUGAAAUAAGGGUUAGUUGUGUGAAACAGCUUGAUUUUGCUCUGACUAAACUAGGGAGAGGCGAUGCUCAGGGAAUAGUUUUACCAUAAACUGGGCUUCAAUUCAACAGCAAACCCGGGGAGAGUCUUGUGUCUAGUGUAAAGUUUAAAAAUGUUGGUCCACAAAUUUGUCUCUCUCAGCAUUUACUAUAGUUAUUACAGUGGGGAACAAAACAGUCGCCUCCACUGGAUUUGUAUAUCCAGCCUCUCGCUCAGGGAGAGUUCUGUAAUUACUCCAAAGGUAUCAAGCUGGUACCUGGCCACGUGUAAGGCAUUGUGGGCAACUGUGAAAACGUUUACGUUCAGAUGAUCAAUCAAACCUUAAACUGUCUUUAAGGUUUAUUUCAAAAGAGUUUAUUUGAAAAGAAAAAUAGAUACCUGCUCUGUAACUUCUUGAAGAAUAUUGAAUUGAUCUCAGAGUGUGAAUAUAUAGAGCAGCUAAACUACUGGAACAGUGCAGGUACAGAAUAUUCAGAUUAUCUCUGAUUGUGACUCUAGAGCAGCUAAACUACUGGAACAGUGCAGGUACAGAAUAUUCAAAUGAUCUCUGAUUGUGACUCUAUAGAGCAGCUAAACUACUGGAACAGUGCAGGUACAGAAUAUUCAGAUGAUCUCUGAUUGUGACUCUAUAGCAGCUAAACAACUGGAACAUUGUAGGCACGCUGUGUGUGCUAAUUUACUGUUAGUGGAGGGUUGGAGGGAUUGCGAGUAUUAUACUUU